CAGAGUUAACCAUUCCCAAGCCCACUCCUGAGAACUACGAACUAUUGCUGUUGCCGUGCUGCUAAUGAGAGAGAGAGAUAAAGCCCAGGCAAGAACAUUUACUACAGAUAAGAGGGGGAGGGAGACUGUUGAUUUACUGUAUUAUGACUCUUCCUGGAUUAUUUACUUUCCUCUACAAGGACUUCGCUCGUUAACAUUCCUCAAGAGAUAGCAGGGGUGGCAUUAGUUGAUGGACACGGUCAUUCAGAGUUGAUGGAUAGCUGAGACCCCGUGAGUAGGGAUAAAAGACAGGUCUGGAGACACACCCUUCAGACACACCAGUGGACACUGACUGAGUGUUGAGAACCCACAGAAAGGUGGGGACUUCGGAGACCGAACCAGGAGAUCGGUCAGUAAAGCUCACAGUGUUACAGCAGGGCCAAUGGGGACUUGUGUGUGUGUCCACUCAUGCCAGAGUGACGAGUCCACCACAGAAGAACGGUCUAGCUGAAGAACAGAGGGGUCAUAACUGAAUGACCACAAUGAUACGACGGAUUAAGAAAGCCACAAAAAGGAUGGUAAGGAUUUUUUGGAUGAUAUUUUUUAUUGACACCACCUCAGAAUCAGAAGGAAGUUCUACUCCACAGCUUCUGGAUUUCUUAGAUUCUCCUGAUUGUUUCAAACCUGCACUGCAGGAACACUACUACGGAUAUGUGGGUGACCCUUUUGAAGUGACAUGUGAACUAAAUAAUCUUAGUGAUAACAAUUCCAUUAACGAUUUAAGCGACCAAUUAUUAUGGUACAAACAAGGCAGGGAAGGAAGUGCUGAACAAAGCAAUGAUUGGAAUGAAGUUGUUAGUCAGAGAGGAAAGAAUUUUUCGCUUUCAUCGAUCAGCACAGCUGAUUCUGGUACUUACCUCUGUUUGCUCAGAAAUAGUGGCCUCUGUCUUAAGGCGGUAGUACUAAGUGUGAAAAAGCUGAACCAAACAGGUAGUCAAGCCACUCAAAGUUCUGAGGUUAUCCUAAUUCGGCAGAGAUCAGCUACAAUAUCAUGUCCAGGAAUUCAAUAUUUCAAUUCCUCAGGAAGAUCUCCUGUAGAGUGGUACAAGAAUGGGGAACUAUUUGAAGAACAUGAUUAUCGAUAUAGUCUUCAGUUAAGAAAUGAUCAAAUUCAUUUACAAACUGUAUAUGAAGAAGAUUCUGGCAAUUACACAUGUACCUUUAAGUUCUUUGAAAAUAACAUCCUGUGGCUUGUGAAAAGGACAUUAACCGUGAGUGUUAUGGAUCCCGACACAACAAAGCCUCCAACUGUAAUUGACCCGCAUGGAGUAAAGACAAAUGAAGUAGAGAUUGGUAGUUCUGUGCUGUUAACCUGCAAAGUUUCUUUUGGUUUUGAAAAGAAUUUUUCCCCUGUGAUAAAAUGGUUAAUAAAUGAGGAUGAGAUGGAAAAUCAGGGCAAAGUUCAGUUCAGCGAAGAAAAUAAAGAAUUUUUAUUGACUCGGGAAGCAAAACUGAAUGAAGUUACUGCAGAAGACUUUAAUACCAACUUCACUUGCUUCUCUCAGAAUUCCCAGGGAAAUUCAUCUGGGGUGCUUAGGCUGAAAGAGAAAGAGUCCUCUACCUUUCAAAUAAAAGUGAUAACCAUAUCUACAUCACUAAUAUUUGUGGUGAUUGUUUCUGGAUUUGUUGGAGUAUAUAAAUUCUGGUUGGAAAUUGUUCUACUUUACCGGCAUUAUUUCUCAAAGGAUGAAACCAUUGGAGACGGGAAAGAAUUUGAUGCCUUUGUUUCAUACGCAAGUUCCUGUUCAUCUGGGGAGGAUGUUGAGAGUGAUGACUAUUCCAUUACAGAGGAGAGGUUUGCCCUAGAGCUGCUUCCCAGCAUCUUGGAGGAGCAGUAUGGGUAUAAGCUGUGCCUCUUUGAGCGAGAUAUUCUCCCUGGAGGUGUUUAUACAGAAGACGUUAUUUUAUGUAUAAAAAGAAGUAGGAGAGUAAUAAUUGUCCUGAGUCCUAAUUACUUUGCUUCAACUAAAUCAAGACUCUUUGAACUGCAAACAGGCAUCAACACCAUGCUCGAUAAUUUCAAAACCAAGGUGAUUUUGAUCAAUUUCCAUGCCCUACCUCAUGGAACUGAUCUUCCAGACAAUGUUAAAAGGGCCAUUGCGGUGCUGCCGGAGAUUAUGUGGAAAGGGAACAAGUCUUCUCAUCCAUCCUCAAAGUUCUGGAAGAUGCUUAGGUACUAUAUGCCAGUGAAGAAGAAAGAACAAUGUGAGCAAAAUGAGAUGUCAAAAGCAUUAAUCUAACGGACAGACUUUGAUCUAUUUGUAACUACUAUGUAGGUUAUUUGUCUAUUUAAUUCAAAUACGUGUUAUGUAUUGUUGGAAGUACUGGAAGGUCAGAGGCUGUUUUAAUUGUACAAUGUAAAUGUAUAUCAACACAAUAAAUAUUGUUCUGCUUAUAAAAAGAGUGUGUUUGUUGCAUCAGUUUUGGAUGUAGACCUUAGAAUACAGAUCCGUACAGCACAGUAUGGGUGCUUUGGCCGACGAUGUUGUGCUGACCUACAGUAAAUGAUUAUUUGCAGAUGACACACUGUUGGAUGGUUGCCAGACUUGUAGCAGGUCUCCACCUCGGGACAAGUUAGGAUCAGCAUACCUUUACUUGUAAAAUGAAACA
Molecule: messenger RNA, 2649 nt
Organism: Hypanus sabinus (Atlantic stingray)
Lineage: Eukaryota; Metazoa; Chordata; Chondrichthyes; Myliobatiformes; Dasyatidae
Product: interleukin-18 receptor accessory protein-like
Exons: 11
Coding region: 513-2279 (588 amino acids)
Biological process (GO): interleukin-18-mediated signaling pathway
Molecular function (GO): interleukin-18 receptor activity; interleukin-1 receptor activity
Source: RefSeq, a predicted model, not a curated record